CAACCCUCGCGAUGCGCGUUCUCCGUCACACUCCUAUGACACUGCGGAAGUGAUGAUGGCAAGCACGAACGCCAUGGUCAUGAUGCUCCGGACGCGCGGGUAGUACAGUAUGUAAGCACCGAAGCCAUGUGGCAUGCGGGUGGCUGUGGCGGUUAGCGCAUGUGCCAUUGCAUCUGGGCAUCUGCAGGGUUCACGUCCAACAAUGCAAGGCGCGCCUCCGCAGCGCAACGCUCAAAGUCCUGUAUCGCCAUGUCCUAGGUCCUGAUCAGAAUCCACGGGCUACCACGUGCACCAUGGCCAACGAAACGCCCCCACAAACCCCGGCUGAGCGCCGCUUCCUGCGGCCCAGUCUACGCAGCGCGACCAUGGUCCAACCCAAGACGGGCGAACGCGUCAAGAAAGCCUUUACUCUGCGGCGAUCCCAACACCGACCCUCCGAAUCCUCCGAGUUUCUGCUUGCGCCGGGCCAAUACGAUGAACAGCGGCACCGGGACAUGGGAAGAGUCGAACUGGCCAGAGUCAUAGUCCGGAACAAGUGUCGACAAGCCUACGCGUAUGCGACAAGUGAUAUUGGAAUCGGCAUAUUCAAAUGCUCGCUGGCUUAUGUUCUCGGGUCCUUGGCCACCUUCGUCCCAGCCAUUGCAGGACUGCUGGGCAAGAACGAUGGAAAGCACAUAGUCGCCACCAUUACUGUUUAUUUCCAUCCAGCCCGCUCAGCCGGUAGCAUGAUCGAGGCAGUCAUCUUGGCCUUUGCCGCUUUCAUGUAUGCCGCCUUCGUCUCCUUUUCCAGCAUGGCUGUGUCUGCAUACUUUGGAAACCAUGACCUGUUAGUACUAGGCCAUGUCAUCGUGCUCGUUGUCUUCUGUGGAGGAGGCCUGGGACUUGUUGGAUGGACAAAACAAAAGCUGGGCAACCCGCUCGUCAACGUGGCUUGCUCCUUGACUUCACUCGCCCUCAUCACCAUCCUGACCAAGGAGGGUGCUGUCCAGGCAGCCAAGUUCUCCUACGUCAAGGUCUGGCAAGUCUUGAAGAUGAUAAUUCUGGGCUGUUCCGCCUCAGCCCUAGUGUCGCUCCUUGUGCAGCCAAAGUCGGCGCGCAACGAAUUCCGUGACACUUUCAUAAAGUCGACCGAUGCUAUGGCCGAGAUGCUCAACGGCAUUACCCUCAGCUUCCUUUCCGGUGCGGAAUCAGAUCUCAAAAGCGAUUCUUAUGUCGAAGCCUCCAAGAAGAGCCAGUCCACAUUCAAGACUCUUGUAAAGAACUUGGGAGAAGCCAAGUUUGAACAUUACGCUCUAGGUACUGAGGAAGAGUACAAGAUCAAUGCCAAGCUUGUUAAAUGUCUGGAAAAGCUAAUGCAGAGCUGUGGAGGACUGCGGAGUGCUGCUGAGACUCAGUUUACAUUAUUGGCGCAGUCAGAGUCGGAACCAAAUGGGGCGUCGCACCAGCCUAUACCUGCCAACGGAACCGUUACCUCGUCAAUAUUUUCCGAGCAUACCAUGUCACUAAGCCCGCCACAACUAUCUCCCAGUCUCAGCCAUACCGAGAGGCGCACUAGCAUCCUCGCCUCCAUCGAUGAGCUGCCCGAGAGUUCUGCUGAAGCAUCCGCAUACCCCUCAGCAGCUGGAUCCGACGACGAGUCCACUCCGACCAAGAAGAAGUCUGGCCAAGUCACGAAUCUUUUGCAGUCGAACCUUACGCCUGCUGACAUGUUCUCUGUGUUUAUUGCUCAAUUGGGGCCACCAAUGAAAUCUUUAGCAUACACGUUACGUGAGGUCCUCUCUGAACUACCUUUCGGACCCGGGCCCGAGUACAACAUGGCUAUCAACGAACACUUUCGUCACAGUCUGGUCGACGCGAAAGCACUGUUUUCAAACGCACGACGAGAAGCUCUUUCGGCUGUCUACAAGAACAAGAUACCAACCAGGGCCAGCUCCGCAGAGGUCGCAGCCGACUUUGAAGAGGUUGCCGCAAGUUGUGGGUACUUCAGUUCGUCGUUGUUGGAUUUCGCCGAAGAUAUGGUCACGUUUCUUGAUAUUCUUGAAGAGUUAAAAGGAAACGUCAAUCGCUAUCCGCGACAAAGAACCUACCAUUGGCUAAAAUUCUGGCAACGUGGGCGCAACAAGACUACAUCCGGAGAUGGCUCGGAAGAGUCCAGUCUUGUUGAUGAAACAGAAGCCCAGACACCUGGAGGCUCGCACGAGAUUCAUAAUCCCAUCUACCGGAAGUCGACGCGGGGCGAUCCAUACAAGUCAGAGAAUGAGCAGCCGCUGUCAUACCGCAUAUGGACUUCAUUGGCCGUCUUUAGGAGAGACGACCUGAAAUUCGCUGUCAAGGUUGGUAUAGGUGCAGUCCUCUACGCCAUGUGGUCAUUCAUCCAAUCGACCCGGGGAUUCUACGGUCAUUGGCGUGGAGAGUGGGGCCUGUUGUCGUACAUGUUGGUUUGUUCGAUGACUAUCGGUGCCUCCAACACCACUGGUUUCCAACGUUUUGCUGGUACAUGUCUUGGGGCUGUACUUGCCAUCGCCGCAUGGAUUGCAGCUGAUGACCAUGCUUUCGUUCUGGGAUUUUUCGGUUGGCUCAUCUCUUUGUUCUGCUUUUACAUCAUUGUGGGCAAGGGCAAAGGGCCUAUGGGUCGCUUCAUCCUGUUGACUUACAACCUUUCUGCACUCUAUGCAUACUCGCUGUCUGUCAAAGACGAGGAAGACGAUGACGACGAGGGCGGUAUCUCGCCUGAGAUAUGGGAGAUUGUGCUUCAUCGUGUGGUCGCUGUGAUGGCUGGUUGUCUAUGGGGCAUCAUCGUGACGAGGGUCAUCUGGCCCAUCUCAGCACGUCGCAAGGUCAAGAAGGGCACGUCUUUGCUAUGGCUCAAGAUGGGCUUGAUUUGGAAGCGCGGCCCUCUGAAGACCUUACUUGAGUCCAACGAGAACUCGAGUCGAACGUAUUCGUACAUGUCCGAACGCGAAGAACUCGAGCUUCGUCGAUAUCUGUCUCAUCUGGAUACGCUGCGUGCAUCAGCUGCUGCCGAAUUUGAGCUCAAAGGCCCUUUCCCGGACAAGAGCUUCAAGAUCAUUCUAGGCGCGACUAGCCGUAUAUUGGAUAGUUUCCAUGCUAUGAACGUCGUGAUUCUGAAAGACUUGAAGGCAUCUGAAGGCGAGAAAGAGGCUUUGAGGUAUACCAAAAAAGAAUGGAUGGAUCUGAGUUGGCGCAUCAGUCAUUUGUUUUCAGUCAUGGCUUCUUCAAUGAAGCUAGCUUAUCCACUCAACGAUGUACUGCCCAAUGUCGAACACACGCGCGAUCGAUUGUUAGCAAAGGUCUUUGAGUUCCGACAGAGCGGACUGGGCAAAGUCAUCGCCAACGAUGAAGACUACGAGUUGUUGUAUGCGUAUGCGCUGGUGACUGGGCAGCUCGCUCAUGAUCUCAAUAUAAUUGGGCAAGAGAUCGAAAAGCUAUACGGCGUGCUGAGUGAGGAGGAUCUGAAACUACAGUAGAUACACGCAAUGCACAGAAGUGAUGACUCUACACGGCUUGGCU
Messenger RNA from Alternaria alternata, 3531 nucleotides. RefSeq lists its product as hypothetical. The transcript is spliced from 4 exons. The record is from RefSeq and is a predicted model, not a curated record. Lineage: Eukaryota; Fungi; Ascomycota; Dothideomycetes; Pleosporales; Pleosporaceae. The coding region runs from base 294 to 3488 and encodes 1064 amino acids.